This is a messenger RNA of Effrenium voratum, 1404 nucleotides long. The record is from the annotation of a GenBank genome assembly. NCBI's taxonomy places the organism in Eukaryota, Dinophyceae, Suessiales, Symbiodiniaceae.
AUGGACGUCGCCUUCCUCAGCCCGGCGGGCGCCGCGCCCCGCGCGCCGCUCGGGGCGCCCCGCCGGGCGCUCGGCGUCGGAUGCGGCGAGGGCGCGGGGCUGCGGCCGGAAGCGACAGCUUCGGCGGCGCUGGUCGCCUGCUUGGCCGGCUCCCGCACUUCGGCAUUUCGGCGGCGCCAGCCGCCUCACCGCGCACGGGUGGCAGCCAGAGCGCUGGGGUCCAUUGAGCAGUUCAAGGUCUUCGGGCCACCCGAGGACCCCUUUGAGAUCGAGACGGACCAGGUGCUGGGGGUGGGCGGCCAGGGUACUGUGUACCUCUGCCACAAGAGGAGCACUCCCAACGUGAAGCAUGCGGUGAAGACCAUCCCCAUUUGGCGUCUGCUGAUGGACCCCUCCUGCGAUGAGAAGAUCAAGACCAUCCGCAAGGAGACCGAGGUGCUGCUGAAGAUCCAGGGCCACCCCAACAUCUGCGAGUGCCUGGGCUGCUUCGACGCCUUCCGGCCCGGCACCUCCCAGGCCCAGUACAUCAUGAUCGUGAUGGAGCUCAUCGACGGGGGCGAGCUGGCCGGCUUCGUGGAGGGUGGCCUGGCGGAGGACGUGGUGAAGAGCGUCAUGCGCCAAACCACGUCCGCGCUGAAGUACAUCCACGACAAGGAUGUGGUCCAUCGAGAUCUCAAGGUGGAGAACAUCUUGGUGUGCGGGCAGCAGCUCACGGGCAGCACCCCGGUGAAGCUGAUCGACUUCGGGGUGGCGAAGAGCCUCACGGGGACCAUGGCGCGGUCCUGCGUGGGCACCACGGAGAUCAUGGCCCCGGAGCUGGUCAGCGCCAAGCUGAUGAUCGCCCCCAAGGGCGCGCAGAUGAAGAAGCACGGGCCCUACACCUUCCAGCCGCCCCAGCAGGCCUCUCCCGGCUUCGGCAUCGUCACCCAGCGCCCGGACGGCAAGGGCGCCAUGGUGAACGGCAUCGAGCCAGGAGGCCAGGCGGCCGGCUUCGGCGUGGGCGACGGCUGGGCCAUCUCCGCGAUCAACGGCACGGAGAUCCUGGAGAUGCCCUUUGUGAAGGACUUCAACGAGAUCGGCGCGGGGACGAAGGGCGGCGUCACCGCCAUCGCGGAGAUCUUGGGAGGCCUCAGCCAGCCCUUCACCAUGGAGUUCGUGGAGCUCCCGCCCCGGGAGUUCAGCAAGGCCGUGGACUUGUGGAGCUUGGGCGUCACCUUGUACGUCAUGCUCACUGGGAAGAAGCCCUUUGCGGAUGAGGAGCAGAUUGUCAAUGGCCAGUAUGACCAGAGUCUGCUCACGCGAUGUUCGCCGCAAGCGCAGGACCUGGUGAAGAGCCUGCUGCGCAUGGAUCCCACGGAGCGUUUGGCGCUGGAACAGGUCCUGGGCCAUCCCUUCCUGCAGUGA